Messenger RNA from Camellia sinensis, 4089 nucleotides. The record is from RefSeq and is a predicted model, not a curated record. NCBI's taxonomy places the organism in Eukaryota, Viridiplantae, Streptophyta, Magnoliopsida, Ericales, Theaceae.
UUAAGGGGGAUAAAGGGGGAUGGGGUGAAAAAAAAAACACAAAAAGAAAAGGGUCUGGAACAUUUUUCUAUCUAUUUAAACUCACCAUUUGGCUCUCUUCCAAACGCAGACGAAACCAAAGCUUUUUCAUGGCUCGGGUGGUCUUAAACCCUAUCGGUCUCCAUAAAUUCCGGCCGUAUAGCUUUGUGACUCAUCAAUCCCUGCAAUUGAUAAAACCCUCGGUACGCUCCCUGAACAGAACUCGUAGAUGUCAAAUAAUUUUCUGCCAAACAAACCCCAAUCCCGCCGACUCCUCCGAAACGGAAAAGCUGCUUGAUGAGCCCAGUUCAGCCAAUGAUGACACAAAGCAAGCUGCAGAUUCCUCCAUUAAUGAUGGAUCUCCAGAAUAUCCAAGCAAAAAUUUUAACAAACAGAUAGCUGUGGUUUCUACCCUUGCAGCAGUGGGACUUUUCUUAUCAACACGACUAGAUUUAGGUGUUUCUUUGAAGGACCUAUCUGCUAUGGCAUUACCAUAUGAAGAGGCUCUCUCCAAUGGGAAGCCCACUGUUGUGGAGUUUUAUGCAGAUUGGUGUGAAGUAUGUCGAGAAUUAGCUCCAGACGUGUACAAAGUUGAACAGCAGUACAAGGACCGUGUGAAUUUUGUGAUGUUGAAUGUUGACAACACAAAGUGGGAACAGGAACUUGAUGAGUUCGGUGUCGAAGGUAUCCCACAUUUUGCAUUCUUGGACAAAAAUGGGAAUGAGGAGGGAAAUGUUGUGGGCAGGCUUCCAAGACAGUAUUUUCUUGAGAACGUGGAUGCCAUUGCCCGUGGAGAAGCAUCCAUACCUCAUGCCCGUGUUGUGGGACAGUAUUCAAGUGCUGAAGCCAGGAAAGCGCACCAAGUUGUUGAUCCAAGAAGUCAUGGCUAGACAUUUCUUUAUUUCCAAAUGUGAGUAUGGUCUAAGGUAAAACGUAACCUUGCGAUAUUCACCUGUCACAAUUUUUUUGAUCAUUUCCUUUUGUUUAAUUUUAAGUUUACUUAAUACUGUCAACAUUCUUGCAACCUUGUUGAAAAAACUUGUGCAUUCCAUGGUCAAAAAGAGCCUGGUCCUGAUCUUUUAAGCCAUUGCAUCCAACUAGUGUAGGGAUAAUAGUGCUUACUAUAGAGAUAAAUUGGGCCCUUGGGGAUGUUAGAACUUAAAAUUCUCAUCUAAUUUUUAUGAAGAAUUCAACUAGUCCAAAGCUACAAAUUAUGUGUAGACUGUGAAGUAACAAGGGUAAAAGUUAAAACAAGGGACUAGGUUAUGCAUAGGCUGUGAUGUCAUAGUCUCAUAGCCAUGGCUUAUUGUGAAUUUGAUUUUCUACUUUGCUAUGUGAGGUUAUCUUUAACCCAUUUUGGCAAUUAGCCCGUCAUUCAUCAGCCCUACCUAGUUGAACUCUUUGCUAGUCGCCAGAAUCCCAAUAAGUGAAGAUGGGUUUGUUGUUUUUCCAGGAAAGGAAAUAGUUUCUAGGAAAGGUGACAUAUUGCAAGGGCAAUUUAGUUUUGAUCGUCCACACUAAGUUAGGGUUGCGGCACGACUCGUCUCCUCUUAACAUGACCUUGUCUCUUGAUUUCAAUAGACACGCAAACAAAACAGUUGUAUAACAUGCAUUCAUAGAAAUCUAACAUAUAAUUAGAAUAAAAAAUUAUUGAAUAAAACUCUCAAAGUUAUACAUGUCCAAAUCAAAUCAAAACUAACUACAAUACAUAAUCCUAGUUACUUGGCUAGGAUUUCAUCUCAACCCUAAAGAAAGUGCCUAGCCUCUCAUGGAGAAUCACUACUAAUAAGAGGGUUUUUGAGUUAGCAAGGUGCUGUCGCAAAGUGUAUUUGUUGUUGCGAAAACUUUUUGAGAUGGCAUGGUAACGGCAAAAUUAGAGACAACAUUAAUGUGGUUGCAAAAACUUUUUGAGUUGGCAUGCAUGUUGUCACCGAUUAUUAGAGAUGGUAAAUUAAACUUUUUCAGACAGCAAGUUGCUAAUGAAAAACUGGUAAAAACCGUUUAAAAUAAAAUUAGCAACAUUUUUAUAGCUAUCGCUAGUGCUUGUUGCAUUGGUAAGUUGUUGCUUAAAAUCAAUGUCACUAAAAUAAAAUUUUAUUUGAGUUGUAUAAGCUUUUGCCAUCUGAAAAAUUUUUUGUAAAAUUUACACCAAAAAAAAUAAAAUAAAUUAUUUACAACUAUAAUUACACACAAUGGACUGUCGGCGAAUUUUUUUAGUCUCAUUCCUCUUUGAAGACACCAUGGAUUUGGACGUACUAUUUAUUUAUUUAUUUUUUCUUCUCCUCCUUCUCCGGCAACACUAUGAAUUCUAAUGAACUUUUUUUUGUAAUUUGUUUUUCUCCCUACCAGAGACAUUGAAAUCAUCUUAACAAAACCCUUCAAUUAGUCGGAGAUUGAAAAUUAAAAAUCUAAGAGAGAAAGAAUGUAGUAGUAGGUGAAUGGAUUUUCUAUGGAAAUCUCAUAUUUGAAAUUAGAGGAAACGACUAAAUGAAAAAGGAAAAAAGUUGGCGGAGAUAGGGGAGAGAAGGUUUUUGCGGAUACAAGAGACAAUAAUUUAAUUAUUUAGUACAUUUGUCACUCCAACCCAUCAAAUUGACGUUGUGUACUUGUUAUACCAAUUAUUUUCUCUUGCUAUAUAAUAGUCUAGUCUAGUGUGAUUUAUUUCUACACCUAGCUUUCCAUUUUUUUUUUUUCUUUUGCUAAGGAAAACGAAAACUAGCUUUCUAUUCUUGCAUGCAAUGGCUUUGUACGUCAUCCUUCUUAUUAUUUUUUUAUUCUUCUUCAAUUCUACUACUGAAACUAACAAGUCCAGUUAUUUAAUUUUGUCGAUAAAAAUUCAACAAUCUCUCAACUUUUUAAUGAAGCAAAAUGGUUGAAUGAGAGAAUAUUUUAUACCUAUAAGGUAUUGAGAGGUUUUGCUGCAUGGUUGAUGGAGGAAGAAAUUGAGUAUAUUACUCAUGCUAUUGGAGUCCUAGAUGUGAUACUCGGCAUUUGUCAUCUUCCUAACAAGCCGCCUCCACGAGUGGUACUACGUACCCUGUGCAUUAUGCCCAAGGACCAAUCCAGGCGAUGCGACAAGGAUCUACCUUGCCUGCCUUGCUGCUUACAAACUAAUGCGCUUGCAAGGUGCUUGGUGUAAAAUUUGCAUCUCCAAUGAGUCGGUACAUGACAAGUAGUUAUAGAAAUUAUAUGAGUGUCAUGACUAGUUUCAUCCCGUGGUGACUGGUAAUCUCUACCAAAAUGGUUCAUAACUUUAUAAGAUUUGAAAUUUUCAGACACCACAGUAAAGUAUAUAGCAACAACUAAUUUUUUGCUACACAAGCUUGAAUUGAACUCCUCUCCCUUUUCACAGGAACAAUUCCAACUAAUCCAACUAACCUAAGUCCUACAUCAUUGAAGUUUUCAACUUCUGGCCAUAUGCCAAAGUCCACUAAGCAAAUAAUCACAUUUUCAGUAAAGUUAGAUUUUGACCCUAAGCCAAAAUUUAUUUUGAGGCCCAAAAAUUUUGGUAAUCAAGUAAUAUGAAGACAAUGGAUUGUCGGUAAUUUUUUUUCCAGACAACAAGUUGCCACCGAAAUAAUAGUAAAAGCUAUUUUAAAAAAAUUUAGCAACAUUUUUAUUGCCAUCGCUAGUGCCUUUUGCGUUGGUAAAUUGUUAUCACUUAAAAUUAAUCUCACUAAAACAAUUUUAUUUGAGUCGUAUAUGCUUUUGCCAUUGGGAAAAAAGUUUUUUAAAAAAAAUUAUUUACAACUAUAAUUGCACACAAUAAAUUGUUGGCGAAUUUUUUAGUCCCGUUCCUCUCCAGAGACACCAUGGAUUCUAACGAACUACUUUUUUUUCUUCUCCUCCUUCUCUGGCAACACCAUGAAUUCAGAAAAACUUUUUUUAUAAUCUUUUUUUUCCCUCCCUAUAUGAGACGUUGAAACCAAAUUAACAAAACCCUUCAAUUAGCAGAAGAUUGAAAAUUAAAAAUUUAAGAGAGGGAAAGAACGUAGUAGGUGAGUGGGUUUUCUAUGAAAAUCUCAUAUUUGAAAUUAGAGAAAAACAAUAUAUGAAAAAAAAAAAAAAAAA